Molecule: messenger RNA, 1206 nt
Organism: Solanum tuberosum (potato)
Lineage: Eukaryota; Viridiplantae; Streptophyta; Magnoliopsida; Solanales; Solanaceae
Product: fatty acid 2-hydroxylase 1-like
Exons: 7
Coding region: 179-922 (247 amino acids)
Biological process (GO): fatty acid metabolic process; lipid biosynthetic process
Cellular component (GO): membrane; endoplasmic reticulum
Molecular function (GO): iron ion binding; fatty acid 2-hydroxylase activity
Source: RefSeq, a predicted model, not a curated record
UCUGGUUAUAUAGUGAAGCAGUUUGUGCUUUAACUACAGUGGAAUCUCACAUCUAAAAUCCUACUGGGUGGAACUUCUCAUCGUCUCUUUGCAGUAUAUUUUUUCUUGAUUCUUCCCUAUCAUCAAUCACUUGCUGUAUCCUUGUUUGUGUGCUAUCAACUAGCUACAAAGUCCCAGGAUGGUUGCACAGGGCUUCACAGUGGAUCUAGAUAAAGCUCUUGUCUUCCAGGUUGGCCACCUUGGAGAAGCUUAUCAAGAGUGGGUUCACCAGCCUAUAGUUAACAAGGAAGGACCUCGAUUUUUUGAAAGUGAUUUUUGGGAGUUUCUGACUCGCACAGUUUGGUGGGCGAUUCCAGUCAUUUGGCUCCCAGUUGUAUGCUAUAGUAUCUCAGUAUCAAUCCAGAUGGGCGUUACUGUUCCCGAGGUGGCAUCGAUUGUACUUUUUGGAAUUUUUGUGUGGACAUUGAUGGAAUAUACUCUUCAUCGAUUCCUUUUCCAUAUAAAGACAAAGAGCUAUUGGGGAAACACGGCACAUUAUCUUCUUCAUGGUUGUCAUCACAAGCAUCCCAUGGAUGGCCUACGCCUUGUUUUUCCUCCUGCUGCAACAGCUAUUCUUUGUGUUCCGUUCUGGAAUUUAAUCAAACUCAUGUCGACUCCCUCAACUGCUCCUGCUUUAUUUGGAGGCGGUUUACUGGGCUAUGUCAUGUAUGAUGUAACUCACUACUACUUGCAUCAUGCACAACCAACAAGUGAAGUACCAAGAAAUCUCAAAAGAUAUCAUUUGAAUCAUCAUUUUCGCAUCCAGACCGAAGGUUUUGGUAUCACUUCCUCUUUCUGGGACAACGUGUUUGGAACGCUACCACAAUCUAAAUCAGCCAAGAACCGACAAUUCCUUUCAAAGAGGAGAAUGAGAUUUAUUUGAAAGCAUUUUUUCAUCUGUUGUUACAUUUUUUCUACAUAUUUAUUGGCAAACUUGGAAUAUCAGCUAUGUGUCUGAACGAGUUACAUAACCUACUUGCAAAAACAUUGUGUGCAUCAGUCCAUCUAGGUUGUAUUUAGGUUUAUCAUUGGACUGCAUGUUGGUUGACUUAAUAUAUGUAGCUAAGGUUCUAUUUGUUACAUUUCAUUUCAUUUCAUUUUUCUGGAGUUGUACUCCUUUCCUGUAUUUACCUACUUCCUUCUUUUUAUAAGGGUUGUAUGCAUCGA